AUUUGUGUAUGUGGCAGCCGAGGGUGUACAAUAUUCGUCAUAGUAUUUCUUUGAAAUAGUCAAAAUUCCUACUCCUCAGUUUCCUUAAUGUAGAAUUUAAUGAAUUAACUUCGCGAUUUCCAAGGGUCGCUUUUCAUCAGAUUCGGUGUAGAUAAGGCGAGGAGCAAAGGAGCCAUGGCGCAAGUUUUACCGAUACGUUUUCAGGAGCACUUACAGCUCACCAAUGUGGGGAUCAAUCCAGCCUCCAUAUCCUUCAACACUCUCACCAUGGAGUCUGACAAGUUUAUCUGUGUCCGGGAGAAGGUCGGAGAGACGGCUGAGGUGGUCAUCAUCGACAUGGGAGACCCCACCACCCCCAUCCGCAGGCCGAUCAGCGCUGACUCGGCCAUCAUGAACCCUGCCAGCAAAGUCAUCGCCCUCAAAGGAAAGGCAGGCAUUGAAGCUCAAAAAACGCUGCAGAUCUUCAACAUCGAAAUGAAGUCAAAGAUGAAGGCUCACACAAUGACAGAGGACGUGGUGUUCUGGAAGUGGAUAUCCCUGAACACUCUCGCCCUCGUCACCAAGAUGUCGGUGUACCACUGGUCGAUGGAAGGCGACUCCACGCCGGUGAAGAUGUUCGACCGCCACGCCUCGCUCGCCGACUGCCAGAUCAUCAACUACAGGACGGACCCCAAGCAACAGUGGCUGCUGUUAGUUGGUAUCUCCGCGCAGCAGAACCGCGUGGUAGGCGCGAUGCAGCUGUACUCAGUAGAGCGCAAGUGCUCGCAGCCGAUCGAGGGCCACGCGGCGUCGUUCGCCACCUUCAAGGCGGAGGGCAACGCCGAGCCCUCCACGCUCUUCUGCUUCGCUGUGCGCACCGCGCAGGGCGGCAAGCUGCACAUCAUCGAGGUGGGCCAAACGCCCGCGGGCAACCAGCCCUUCCCCAAAAAGGCCGUGGACGUAUUCUUCCCCGCGGAGGCUCAGAACGACUUCCCCGUCGCCAUGCAGGUGUCGCCCAAGUAUGACGUCAUCUACCUCAUCACCAAGUACGGAUACAUCCACAUGUACGACAUCGAGACCGGCACCUGUAUCUACAUGAACAGGAUUUCGUCAGAUACCAUAUUUGUCACCGCGCCGCAUGAAGCCACUGGAGGAAUUAUCGGUGUGAACCGCAAAGGCCAGGUUCUCUCAGUGACGGUAGAAGAGGAUUCCAUCGUGCCAUACAUCAACACGGUGCUGCAAAACCCUGAGUUGGCGCUGCGUCUCGCCGUGCGAAACAAUCUCGCGGGCGCUGAAGAACUAUUUGUCAGGAAGUUCAACAUGCUCUUCACUAACGGCCAGUACGGAGAAGCUGCAAAGGUCGCAGCGAUGGCUCCGCGAGGCAUCCUGCGGACGCCGCAGACCAUCCAGCGGUUUCAGCAGGUGCCGACGCAGCCGGGGCAGACGUCGCCGCUGCUGCAGUACUUCGGCAUCCUGCUGGACCAGGCGCAGCUCAACAAGUUCGAGUCGCUGGAGCUGUGCCGGCCCGUGCUGUUGCAGGGCCGCAAGCAGCUUCUAGAAAAAUGGCUGAAAGAAGAGAAACUCGAAUGCUCUGAAGAGCUGGGCGACCUGGUGAAGCAGGUGGACCCCACGCUGGCGCUGUCGGUGUACCUGCGCGCCAACGUGGCCAGCAAGGUCAUCCAGUGCUUCGCAGAGACCGGCCAGUUCCAGAAGAUCGUGCUCUACGCGAAGAAGGUGGGCUACACCCCCGACUACAUCUUCCUUCUCCGCUCUGUCAUGCGCUCGAGCCCCGACCAAGGCGCGGGCUUCGCUGGCAUGCUGGUGGCUGAAGACCCGCCGCUGGCCGACAUCAACCAGAUCGUGGACGUGUUCAUGGAGCAGAACAUGGUGCAGCAGUGCACCGCCUUCCUGCUCGACGCGCUCAAGAACAACCGCCCGGAGGAGGGGCCGCUGCAGACCAGGUUGCUGGAGAUGAACCUGAUGUCAGCGCCGCAAGUGGCGGACGCGAUCCUCGGCAACGCGAUGUUCACGCACUACGACCGCGCGCACGUGGCGCAGCUGUGCGAGAAGGCGGGACUGCUGCAACGUGCGCUUGAGCACUACACCGAUCUGUACGACAUCAAGCGCGCCGUGGUCCACACCCACCUCCUAUCCGCCGACUGGCUAGUCUCUUACUUCGGAAGUCUCUCAGUGGAAGAUUCUCUCGAAUGCCUCAAGGCCAUGCUCCAAGCCAACAUCAGACAGAACCUCCAGAUCUGCGUGCAAAUCGCCACAAAAUACCACGAGCAACUGACUACCAAGGCGCUCAUCGAACUGUUCGAGAGCUUCAAGACUUAUGAGGGCCUGUUCUACUUCCUCGGGUCUAUUGUCAACUUCAGCCAGGAUUCUGAAGUGCACUUCAAGUAUAUUCAGGCCGCCUGCAAGACCGGUCAGAUCAAGGAAGUGGAGCGCAUCUGCCGGGAAUCGAACUGCUACAACGCCGAACGCGUGAAAAACUUCCUGAAGGAGGCCAAGCUGCCGGACCAGCUGCCGCUCAUCAUCGUGUGCGACCGCUUCGACUUCGUGCACGAUCUCGUGCUGUAUCUCUACCGCAACAGCCUGCAGAAGUACAUCGAGAUCUACGUGCAGAAGGUAAACCCUUCGAGGUUGCCUGUAGUAGUGGGAGGGCUACUGGACGUGGAUUGCGCAGAAGAUAUCAUCAAGAACCUGAUCUUGGUGGUACGAGGGCAGUUCUCAACGGAUGAGCUGGUGGCUGAAGUCGAGAAACGCAACAGAUUGAAACUCCUCCUGCCUUGGUUGGAAACCCGAGUCCACGAGGGCUGCAACGAGCCGGCCACACACAACGCGCUCGCCAAGAUCUACAUCGACUCCAACAAUAACCCUGAAAGAUUCCUCAAGGAGAACCAAUGGUACGACUCGCGCGUAGUGGGCCGCUACUGCGAGAAGCGCGACCCGCACCUCGCUUGCGUUGCAUACGAGCGGGGUCAGUGCGACCGCGAGCUCAUCGCCGUGUGCAACGACAACUCGCUGUUCAAGACGCAGGCGCGCUACCUGGUGCGCCGCCGCGACCAGGAGCUCUGGCUCGAGGUGCUCUCAGAGGCCAACCCCUACAAGCGACAGCUCAUCGACCAGGUCGUGCAAACAGCUCUCUCAGAAACACAAGAUCCUGAAGAUAUCUCUGUGACAGUGAAAGCCUUCAUGACAGCCGACCUGCCCAAUGAACUGAUUGAGCUGCUAGAGAAGAUUGUCCUGGACAACUCUGUGUUCUCAGACCACAGGAACCUGCAGAACUUGCUUAUCCUCACAGCAAUUAAGGCGGACCGGUCCCGCGUAAUGGAAUACAUCAACCGUCUGGACAAUUACGAUGCGCCUGAUAUCGCCAACAUCGCGAUCAACAAUGAGCUCUACGAAGAAGCCUUCGCCAUCUUCAAGAAGUUCGACGUCAAUACCUCUGCCAUUCAGGUGUUGAUAGAACAAGUGAAAGACCUGGAGCGCGCUUACGAGUUCGCUGAGCGCUGCAAUGAGCCGGGAGUUUGGUCGCAACUCGCCAAGGCUCAGCUACAGCAGGGGCUCGUGAAGGAAGCCAUCGAUUCUUACAUCAAGGCCGAUGACCCCUCAGCUUACAUGGAUGUGGUCGCAACAGCCACAGAGCAGCAGUCGUGGGAAGACCUCGUGCGGUAUCUCCAGAUGGCGCGCAAGAAGGCACGCGAAUCGUACAUCGAAUCGGAGCUCAUAUACGCAUACGCGCGCACCGGUCGCCUAGCAGACUUGGAGGAAUUCAUCUCGGGGCCCAACCACGCCGACAUCCAGAAGAUCGGCGACCGCUGCUUCGACGACAAGAUGUACAACGCGGCCAAGCUGCUGUACAAUAACGUCAGCAACUUUGCUCGGCUCGCCAUCACGCUCGUGCACCUCAAGGAGUUUCAAGGUGCGGUGGACAGCGCACGAAAGGCUAACUCGACGCGCACGUGGAAGGAAGUUUGCUUCGCGUGCGUGGACGCGGGAGAAUUCCGCCUGGCGCAGAUGUGCGGUCUCCACAUUGUCGUGCACGCUGAUGAGCUGGAGGACCUCAUCAACUACUACCAGGACCGAGGCCACUUCGACGAGCUGAUCAGCCUGCUGGAGGCGGCGCUGGGGCUGGAGCGCGCGCACAUGGGCAUGUUCACGGAGCUGGCCAUCCUCUACUCCAAGUACAAGCCCGCCAAGAUGCGCGAGCACCUCGAGCUGUUCUGGGCGCGCGUCAACAUCCCCAAGGUGCUCCGCGCCGCCGAGCACGCGCACCUGUGGUCGGAGCUGGUGUUCCUGUACGACAAGUACGAGGAGUUCGACAACGCCGCGCUCACCAUGAUGCAGCAUCCUACCGAGGCCUGGCGCGAGGGACACUUCAAGGACAUCAUCACCAAAGUCGCAAACAUGGAGCUAUACUACAAAGCGAUCCAGUUCUACCUGGACUACAAGCCGCUCCUCCUGAACGACCUGCUCCUAGUGUUAGCGCCGCGUAUGGACCACACGCGCGCCGUCAGCUUCUUCACCAAGGCCGGGCACCUGCAGCUGGUCAAGGCGUACCUGCGCUCCGUGCAGAGCCUCAACAACAAGGCCGUCAACGAGGCGCUCAACUCGCUGCUCAUCGACGAGGAGGACUACCAGGGACUAAGAACAUCGAUAGACGCAUUCGACAACUUCGACACUAUUGCGCUGGCGCAACAAUUGGAGAAGCACGAACUUACCGAAUUCAGAAGAAUCGCCGCAUACCUGUACAAAGGCAACAACAGAUGGAAGCAGAGCGUGGAACUGUGCAAGAAGGACGCCUUAUACGCGGACGCCAUGGAGUACGCGUCGGAGUCGCGCCAGCCCGAGGUGGCCGAGGAGCUGCUUAACUGGUUCCUGGAGCGAGACAACUACGAGUGCUUCUCCGCCUGCCUCUACCAGUGUUAUGACCUCCUGAAACCCGAUGUUGUUAUCGAGCUCGCGUGGAGACAUAACAUCAUGGACUUCGCUAUGCCUUUCCUCAUUCAGACGGUGCGUGAGCUGACGACGAAGGUAGAGAAGCUUGAGGAGGCGGACGCGAAACGCAGCACUGAAAGCGCCGAGCACGAGGCCAAGCCCGCCAUGAUCAUGGAGCCGCAGCUCAUGCUCACCGCGGGACCAUCGAUGGCAUACCCCGGCGUGCCGGCGCAAGCGUCGCCCUACGCGUACGCCGCGCAGGCGCCCUCGCCCGCGCCCUACCACGGCUACGGCAUGUAGGGCCCGCGCGCCGCGCCCGCGCCUCGCUCGCGCCGCGCGCCCUACUGAACCGGCGCCCUGCCGAACCGUCGCCCUGCCGAACUGUCGCCCUGCCGAACUGUCGCCCUGCCGCCCCUACACAACCGCCGUCGAACGCUUGCGGAGAUAAUAAAAAUAAAUAAAUAUCUUUGGACAAUCUCACACAGCGCCAUCUAGCCCCAAAGUUAGCAAUUAAUAUGCUUGUGUUAUGGGUGCUAGCUUAACGGAUACGGACGCGAUGAAGAGAACACGACAUUGGUCUAGAACAGAAAACAACAAAGCUAAAAUAGUUAAGAUAAAGCGACGUUUGUUUUAAGACCCGUGUCUUAUUUUUUAGUUGAAAUGGAACGCGAAAGUAUAAAUCCUAAAACACAUAAGCUAACAAAAAUAGUAAGAUAACGCGACGUUUAUUUUAAGACCCGUGUCUUACUAUUUUAGUUGAAAUGGAACGCGAAAGUUUAAAAUCUUAUGACACAUAAGCUAACAAUAGUACAUCAAUAUAACGCAUUCUACGAGUACAGGACUGUGGAACAUUGUGGCCCAGCAUUGCACUAACGAUGCCUUGAAAAUGUCAAUCACGGCACAUGAAAUGAGACCGACAUGACGGCUGGCAUACUUGUUUCAUAUGUAACAAGGAUGCUGCGUGUUUGAAGUGUCGAAAAACUCGAAAUAUUAUUGCAUUGUCUACAAUAACAGCUGUGCCACAAUCACGCGGAAAAACCAACGACCAAUGUGAUUAAACUUUAUUAGGAACAAGUUGCAUUACUCUGCAAGCAUUCGACGGCGAAUACCAAGCUAUACAGAUAUAACCCCCCUGGCGGCAGAAUGGUUGUUUAUUAUUUAUUACCCUUUGGAUACGUCCACGCCGUAGUCGUCUGGUAGGUGCUGUUUGAUCGACCGACGUUAAUAGAUACUACUACUACCGUUGUGGGCGUAGCCUCGUAGGAGCGUCGGCGACUCCUUGCAGCAACGGAUUCGUUCUCUAUGCACUUGCGAUGUCCGAGCGCGACCGAACGAUCUCCGAUCGUCAACAUUUACGAAGUACCUUCUCGUCUCGAGGCCUAAAGUUGUAGUAUUCAAUUCUCGCGUCCCCUUUGUAAAGAAAAGUAUUAUAGUUAAGUCGGAAGUGCAUAGAGGCCAUACACUUUACGUAGAUUUAGUCGAUUCGGCCGAUGUUAUAGUACGAAAUUGAAUCGUUAGCCUGUACAAAUUAUAUUGAUAUAUCGAUUGCCGAGUAGCUCUCGUGAGUAAAGUGCUUUAUUUUUGUCGGUACCGAGAGCGGUCUUAUAUAGAUAAAUUGAAAUUAUGUCACAGCUUUACGUCGAAGAGAUCCCGUCCAUGCGGCGGCCGCGCCAGUCUGCCGCGUCGCGACACGAGCUCUGCGCCGAACUCACACUUAAGUAGCUAAAAUUAAAUAGAUAACUCGGCCGCACAGAUGGGUCUCUUUGCUUUACGUAGUUAGUCUAUGUGCUCGCAUGUUCCGAUCGUUAUAUUAACAUGUGCAGUUAAAUUUAUAAAGGUAAUCUUCUGAGCGCAUCAACCUAAUAGAUUUCUGUAUAUCGAAUUGAAAUAGUUUAAAAAGUGUUAUUAACGUUAUCGAUUGAAAUAUUGUAUCGUUCGCGAGUAUAUUUAUCUUCUCACUCGCAAUUUAAAAUUUAUUCGAUCAGCUGUGACCAAAUUAUAAAUUCGCCGUUGGACGUUUAAUCUGCCACUAGGUGCAUAGUGAAGUAAUAGAUCAUUAAUAUUAUGUUCGUGUACAUUAGUGGUCGAAUGACGUCAUCUAUUAUCAUUGUUAUUUUAUAAUCAGGCAUAAUUAUAUUAUUUUGUAUUCCCAAAUUAUUACUUAUCGUGGAUCAAAUAUUUAUUUUUAUACUAAAUCCCUUAUAAUGAGCAGGCCUCUGCCAGUCCGGCUGUUCCGUCAGACAGUGCAAUAUUGCAGUUUUAUGUUACUCACCUGCGUGUUCCGACGUGUAUUGCAUGUAAUACAAAUCAACGACUAAUUAAAUGUAUAAAUUUCAGAUGUUAACUAUUUUAUGUAUAUAAUGUUUCUUAACCGUAGACAUCCACGGGCCAGCUGAAAUUAAUUGAAAGUAUAACACCGGAUUAUUCGAGUUUACUUUAUAUAAAUGAAUAUUUUCUAGAUACGUUUAGGUUUAGCUUAGGUGGAAUAGUUAGCGGUAACGAUGUUAUUAUUUGGAGUAAUGUUUGCGAGCGUGUGCGAGACUUGUACCAUCACGCGUGUUGCUUUAGUUGCGUUAUGUAUUGAAUCACACUUUGAUUGAUGCCUUCACUAGAUAAUUAAUGUAAGAGUCGUAUUUUAGCCGCAGAGCGUUUCUGGGUGCCGUUAUUUUUAAUUAUUCGUUUAACAAUACUUUUGUAGAUUCUAUUUUUAUUCGUGACGAUCGCAGGUCCCCAGAAGUACUCUAUAGCGUCAAGUAGAUUCACAAACUCCGCGUAAAGUUACGGUCUGUAAUUUUACAGUGAGAGUGCACUAAUAAAUUAAUCAUCAAUGUUAAUGGUUCAUUCAAAUCAUUCCUAUCAUAAAAAUUUAUGAUCAAUAAUAUUGUUAUAAUUCAUUUAUAUUUCUUUAUAAUAAAACAAAUUAUUAACUUAAUUGAAGAAAAGUUCAUUGUUUAUUAGCAUUGUAUUUAUUCAUGUAUGAUACUGUUUUCCUGAAUUUAAUUAUAGUAAGAAUAUAUUAUAUGAAUAAAUGAA
Messenger RNA from Ostrinia nubilalis (European corn borer), 7956 nucleotides. It is a transcript of the gene Chc, whose product is annotated as clathrin heavy chain. Gene Ontology annotation, cellular component: clathrin complex; cell cortex; clathrin coat of coated pit. Bases 175 to 5223 code for a protein of 1682 amino acids. Gene Ontology annotation, molecular function: clathrin light chain binding; structural molecule activity. The transcript is spliced from 29 exons. The record is from RefSeq and is a predicted model, not a curated record. Lineage: Eukaryota; Metazoa; Arthropoda; Insecta; Lepidoptera; Crambidae. Gene Ontology annotation, biological process: intracellular protein transport; receptor-mediated endocytosis.